GCGGGUCCGGGCAGCGGCCCGGGGCGCCCCGCACUCGGCCCGGAGCCGGCGGCAGCUCCGCAUCCCCGGCCCCGGAGCCCCGCGGGCAGCGCAGGAAGCGACCCGAGCCCCGCGGGAGACGCGCGCUGGCUUUCAGGGGGGCCAGGGACCCCCGGGAGACCGAGCUGACCCAGGGCCCUGGCCCCACGGCUGCGCCCGGAGACCAAGGCAGAGCCGUGGGCAAAAUGCACCAGAGACGCAGCCACCCGGACCCCAACCACGGUCGGACUCCGGAGCUCCCCGAAGCGCCGGUGCCGUGGCCGGGUGCCCCGUCCUGCGAGUGCGGCUCUCGCGCCUUCGUCUGCCUGGGCCAGCGCGCCCAGCUCAGCCGACACGUGGCCACUCACUGCCGGCCCCCAGCCCACCCCGCCCCACCCAGGCGGAGACGCGGCGGUUCAGGUGCCCGGUCUGCGGGAAGGGCUUCAAAUACAAACACCACCUGAAAGAGCAUGAACGGAUCCACAGCGGCGAGAAGCCCUACGAAUGUGCCACCUGCGAGAAGCGCUUCUCCCAUUCGGGCUCUUACAGCUCCCACCUCAGCUCCCGCCGCUGCCUCCUGCCCGCCCCCGACGCCCCGGCCCCAUGGCAGAGCCGCCCAUGUGCUGCCAGGCCCCGGGGGGGCCACGGCAGAGACCUCUGCUCCCCACACAGCCCCGACCCGGCUUGGCCCCUUCUGGGCCCCCCUGACCUGGGAAUGGAGGGACCCAGAGAUGCCAAUGUGCCAGGGCCUGGCCCUGACCGGGGCCCCCCCGAGAUCCCCACCAUGGAGCAGCCCUUGGACCUGUCUCUGCCCAAGCCAGGCAAGGAGACGGAGCCCAGCCCGGUGCCCUCGGAGGAGCCCCCGAGCCGGCUGCCCUACGAGCCCCUCUACCUGCCCACCUCCCUCUGCACCCUCUUCCCAGCCUUCCUGCCCAGUACCCUCAGCCAUCUCCUCCCGCACGGGGCCCCUCGGCUGCACGGGAACCCGGAGCUGCCGGCCCCCCAGUUCCUGCCCUUUCUCCUCUACCCGUACGGGGCGGAGUCGGAGCCAGCCCUGCCCACGGGCCACAGGGAGCAACACAGGCCUCUGGGAGCCGGCGGGGCCGGGUGGCGCCCCCUGCAGGCGGCCGGGGAGCCGGGGGGCGGCCGGAGGCAGUUACGCAGGACCCCCGACGGGCUGUAUCUCUGCGAGCUCUGCCCCAAAACCUUCCAGAAGAGCAGCUCCCUCCUGCGGCACCAAUACGAGCACACGGGGAGGCGCCCGCACCGCUGCCCGCUCUGCCCCAAGGCCUUCAAGCACAAGCACCACCUGGCGGAACACGCCCGGCUGCACUCCGGGGAGCGCCCGUUCCAGUGCGCCCGCUGCGCCCGCCGCUUCUCCCACUCCGGCUCCUACUCGCAGCACGUCAACCACCGGCAGGGCUGCUGCCGGGCCUGGGCGCCCCGCCCCCGCGGGGAGACCCCCACCCCCCACGGGGAGACCCCCGCCCCCCACAGGGAGACCCUGGCCCUUGCCCCCCACGGGGAGACCCCCACCCCCCACGGGGAGACCCUGGUCCCUCAAGGGGGAGACCCUGGCCCCCUGUCACCAGGGCGACACCCCAGCUCCCUCCCCGCACAGGGAGACCCCGGCCCCUGCCCAUACUUCCCACAGGGAGACCCCAGCCCCCACCCCCUGUCAGCAGGGCAACACCCCGGCUCCCAUCCCUCACAGGCAGAUCCUGGCCCCCACCCAUUGUCACCAGGGUGACACCCUGGCUGCCUCCCCCCACAGGGAGAUCCUGGCCCCUGUCCCCCACAGCCAGACCCUGACCCCCCUGGGAGAUCCCAGCCCCCACGGGAGACCCCAGGCACUGCCCACGGUCUCCCUGGCGACACCCCGGCCCCCAGGGAAAGACCCUCAUCCCCACCCCUGUAGGGAGACCCCACCCCAGCCUACUGUGGGCACCAGGACCUCAGGGAGACCCCACCCCCCACUGGGCCUAGGACCUGGGGCUC
Molecule: messenger RNA, 2016 nt
Organism: Chrysemys picta bellii (western painted turtle)
Lineage: Eukaryota; Metazoa; Chordata; Testudines; Emydidae
Source: RefSeq, a predicted model, not a curated record